GAUUAAGAAGGAUGGAGGAAUAAUAAUAAUGUCAUAUGUUGGGGUGGUGUUGUUGCAAGUAUGCAACGCCGCCAAUUAUAUCAUCUCAAAAGCGGCACUCAACCAUGGGAUGAACCAUUUCACCUUUGCUUUCUACCGCAAUCUCAUUGCCGCCGUCGUCUUUGCUCCCUUUGCCAUUCUAUUUGAAAGGAAAAUAAGACCAAAGAUGAGCAUCAACAUCUUCUUGAGGAUAAUGCUACUAGCAUUGUUGGAACCGGUGGUGGAUCAAAAUGUAUACUACGCAGGGAUGAGGUAUACAACCGCAACAUUCGCAACUGCAAUGUGCAAUCUUGUUCCUGCCAUCACCUUCCUCUUGGCUUGGAUUCUCAGGCUUGAAGAGGUGAAGGUGAAGCAGUUGCACAGCCAAGGAAAGAUCGCUGGGACAGCACUAACCAUUGGUGGUGCAAUGAUAAUGACACUAGUGAAAGGCCACAUUUUUGAACUCCCAUGGACCAAACACACCACCACGCCGCCGCCGCCACAUCACCAAAACCACCCAGUAGCUGCUGCGACCACCACCACCACCACCCAACAGUACCAUGACCAUCUCAAAGGUGCGGCCAUGAUCGCCGCCGGCAUGUUUUGCUGGUCUUGUUUUUUCAUUCUUCAGGCAAUCACGUUGAAAUCCUACCCAGCUUGUAUCUCGCUGACAGCCCUAAUUUGCAUGACUGGGGCAUUACUGAAUCUGGUUUUAACCCUUGUGGUUGAGCAUGGAAACUACUCCAUUUGGUCUCUCCGCUGGGACACUACACUGCUCGCUUACUUCUACAACGGAAUAGUUUGUUCGGGAGUGGUUUACUAUGUGUCAGGAAUGAUCAUGGCCAAGAAAGGGCCUUUUUUUGUCACCACUUUUAAUCCACUGGGUAUGAUUAUCGUCGCAAGCGUUGGUGCCAUCCUCUUCGGUGAGCAGUUAGAUCUCGGAAAGGUUUUGGGAGCCACGGUUAUUAUUGUUGGGCUAUACCUAGUGGUAUGGGGUAAAAGUAAAGACACAACAACAAGCGGCCAAUCAAAGGAGGAGGACAUUAAUAAAGAGUUCACCUCAACCAAGUCUUCCAAUAAUAUUGCUAACAAUAAACCUAGACUUGAUGCUCAUGACGAUGAUGGCGAUAGAGAUCAAGCAGUUCAAUGUGUUUAACGAAAGAAUAAAAACGUUUACGUGACGUGAUAAAAUGAACGAGGCUAUAUAGUCCCUAGUCCGAUCCCUACCCUGGCAUCUUAUAUAUAUAUAUACUACUAGCUAGGUGUCUUGUUCAUUUUAAUUGUCAUUUUCUCAUUUUAUAUCAUCGUGGCAUAUAUAUCACGACUCUAUUUACACAUACAACCGCGCUCUAUGCACCAAUAUAUAUGGGUGCUCCUA
Molecule: messenger RNA, 1396 nt
Organism: Cuscuta campestris
Lineage: Eukaryota; Viridiplantae; Streptophyta; Magnoliopsida; Solanales; Convolvulaceae
Source: the annotation of a GenBank genome assembly